Messenger RNA from Oryzias melastigma (Indian medaka), 836 nucleotides. RefSeq names its product spexin prohormone 1. Lineage: Eukaryota; Metazoa; Chordata; Actinopteri; Beloniformes; Adrianichthyidae. Gene Ontology annotation, molecular function: neuropeptide hormone activity. The transcript is spliced from 4 exons. Bases 236 to 589 code for a protein of 117 amino acids. The record is from RefSeq and is a predicted model, not a curated record.
CUGGUGCGCACCAGUUUACUAUCUGUAGGACAUCAGUCAGUAACUAUGUUUUUUUUACUUCAAUUUUUAGGAAAAAAACAUUUUUGUUCUUCAAUUUUUUUUUCUUCUGUGUCUCUUUAGGGGCUCCGUACCUUGGGGACUUAAUUUCUGUGCUUUUUUUAGUCUUUUUCUGCAUUGAUCUGUUUGAAGACAUUCAAAGAUGAGCUGUGGUUUGUUGUUUUCGUAGAAUUCAGCAAUGUCUCUGAAAGUCACUCUGCUUAUAGUGACUUUGGCAUCUCAGUGUUGGUCUGCCCCGCAGAGAAGAAACUGGACUCCUCAGGCAAUUUUAUACCUGAAAGGAGCACAGGGACACCGCUCUCUGUUGGAGCACAGCAGCAGAGAGGAGAGACGCAUCUCACGCUCAGCUCAUUUUGACCAGAUCAGCGAUGGACUGGGAUCAUUCUUACCUUCUGUCGUGUUUCUGGAGCUCCUGAAUCGAGCUGUGGACGAAGGUAAGUCUGGAAAUGUCAUCACUGUAGUUCAGCUGAACAUCGUCUAUAGUUGUUGGAUUCACCUGGGAUUUUUUUUCUUACAGGUGGACACACAUUGAGUCACAACAAAGAACAGAAAGAGCUGAAAAAACAUCGUUUUUGAUGGAUAUCAGUAAAAAUGUUUUCCCCAAAUGUUGUGGUUUUCUUUUUUUAACUCUGCACAAUUCUCUGUUUUUAAUUAUUUUGUCACAUUUUAGUAAAUAAUGAAUAAAUAAUAUUUAGAUCAGAAACUACAUUUUAAAAAUGUGAUUUUCUAAUUGCGGUUGUGCAUCUACAAGGUGAAAAAGUAAAAAAAAAAAAAAAAAA